GAUGGACUCUGGGUACGGAUAUAAAAGCCAGUCAGGUUAUUUGUAUAGGGAAGCGAUUACCUCAGCUAGGUAGACAACACUAUAGUGUAGCUCUUUAUCCUGGUAUAGACGUAUCCGAGUAUUUCUGGAGACCCUUCAGGUAUAUAUUUUUAAAUCGACCACUCGCUGCGUCAUGACAACUAUUUAAACAAGUAUGGCGGCCUCCUGACGUUAUGGAAUGGAGUCGGCUAUGGACAGUUAUGGACAGUACUGUAUAUCAUGGAGAUAUUAAUUACUGUCACGGGAUAACGAUCAACGGGCAUGAUACCGCUAUUCAGAGUGCCCACAUCCAUUGAUUAAGCACGACAAGAUACCAAAAUGGCGUCAAAACAAAAGUAUUCUGUCACCCGGAUGCAAAAAUUGCCGCCAAUCCGGGAGGAAUCGUUCGCUGUCCCAACUCCCCGAACUCCUCGUGUUCCCUACUCCAACGCCUCGGUACCGGUCAAGGCAGGUCCCUCGGUUCCACCUUCUAACGAACCAAAGGCCAAUCUGGCAGCUCUUAACACGACUUCCCUCAGUAAGCCAAGAAUACAUGUGAGGCCGUUGCCAGGAACUGAUCCUAACGAUGACGCAGACCAACCAAAGAUGGUGCAGAAGCCACGCUUGACUGUGGAGAUGCCUAUGACCCCGAACGACAGUCAUACCCUUGUGGACGGUCUAGUGGCGGACUACCUCCACUACGCAGCCUACGGACACAUCAUUCCUGUGUAUGAAGGCAUUGGUCAGCUACAGUGCUCCUGUUGUAAUGACAGGAACAGAGAGAACGUGCGAAAUCUUCUAGGUCUACCGUCAUCGGAUAAAAAAGUGAUAAAACACAAAAAGGCACAGCUAGGACGUCUCCAGCCUAAGUUUGUACCACCGACCAAACCUAAAGAAAAUCAUGAGGUCGAUGAGAAGGCAUGGAACGCCCCAAAGAAGAACCACAAUCAGAAGAUCGAUUGGAAAAACGAAAGCUGGAUGAAACAUCAACCUUUACCGGCGGCGACAAACUUUCUUAACCCCGAGUUCAAUCGUCCUGUAUAUGCCUAUCAAAAGCCGCCCGAGAUUGAAAUACCUGCGUUAGUUUCUGACUCUGUGCUUCACGCGAAUACGAAAUAUGACCAGUCUAUGCGAAGACUGGAGAAAAUGUUUCGGAUAGAUCCCGACCCUCCUCCUAAUCCCGAUGACGAUUACCUUUAUAACGGUCCUCCAGAGUGGAGCGUCAUGUAGGCUACUAAGGGCGGAGCUAAAUCACAUUUAAUGCUAUGAUAAAGUGAUGUCAUUUUUACAUUGUUACUUAUUUUUAUAAGCAUAAUGUUAUUUAAAUUUUCAUAAAUUUGUAACCACAAUCACAGUAGAUGUUUCCAAACUUAAUUAAUGGCUACAUCUGGUAUCUGACCUAAAGGGCGCCAUGUGAUUGCGAACCUGCUUGUGCAAUGUAUGGUUAGUUUGAGGAGCCGUUACAAUAUUAACAUUUAUAACAAUGUUAUAUGGUGUGUAAAACUGAUAAAGAAUGAUUUUUAUACACAUCUGUGCAGUGGCUAAUAAUUAUGUAUCUCAGAAUACCUCGAAUGACACGUUUACAUUAAUUUUGUUAGAUAAUGAAGCAUAUCACCAGAAUGCUAGAUAAUUAUGUUUCGAAUAACCGUAGCUUCAAGGAACGAUCGUGUAUUGAUACUAGGCUAUGCUUUUGUUGUCAAUUUGAAGUCCUUUUGUGCAUUUAUGCAUUUUUAUCACGUGUUCCUGAAGGCUAUAAUUUUGUAUUUAGUUUUCCCUUUUUAUACAAUGUUUUAGAUUUUGACAUAUCUUUUAAUUUAAGGAUAUUGUUUUACCCCCACAUUAAACUAAACCUCACUGUAUUUGUAUGUGAAGACUGCGCAAGGUAGAUGGAUGAUUGGUAGUUAUACAAACUCACUGAAUGAACUCAACAUAUUCACGUCAUCCCGGAAUCAUAAAUCGUAAACAUGUCAAAAUAGUAAUAUAAAUAUGAACCUAUUCCGAAUAUUUAAUAUAUGCACAUAAUAGUUGAAGGAUAGGAAAAUAUUAAUUGAAAUGGAUGUCAGUUAUGGGAUUUAUUAUCGCGCUAAUAAACACGUUAUCGAAAACUA
Messenger RNA from Pecten maximus, 2126 nucleotides. RefSeq lists its product as uncharacterized. The record is from RefSeq and is a predicted model, not a curated record. The transcript is spliced from 2 exons. Lineage: Eukaryota; Metazoa; Mollusca; Bivalvia; Pectinida; Pectinidae. The coding region runs from base 358 to 1248 and encodes 296 amino acids.